Molecule: messenger RNA, 3192 nt
Organism: Crotalus tigris (Tiger rattlesnake)
Lineage: Eukaryota; Metazoa; Chordata; Lepidosauria; Squamata; Viperidae
Gene: GJA10
Product: gap junction protein alpha 10
Exons: 3
Coding region: 765-2366 (533 amino acids)
Biological process (GO): cell communication
Cellular component (GO): connexin complex
Source: RefSeq, a predicted model, not a curated record
CGGUCUCCAUUGCAUGAUCAUUCCAACUAGUGGCUCUGUCCUAUCAGUCAGCUUGUCAUUUUUUGGUGUAUUCUUUGGAUUUACUGAUCCCAGCAGCCAUCAGAAUUAUGAUUUACAGUCGUGUCAGGACUAAAAAUAGAUUUAAGUUGUUCAGAGGAAAAUGAAGCAAUUAACAGCGCUGAAGACCAUGAGGUAAUUUCAAGGGACCAGUUUUGAUGUAUUUAUUCCAAGAGAUCAUGAGCAUGGUAAGCAGGAGAGUAAUAUUUGAAGUUAUUUUCAGUCUGCAAAGAGGAAAACAUUCUUAAUUACAAAUUCAGUUUUUAGCAAUGAGUCCUACAUUCUGAUAUAAAUUGCUCAUAGUAUAAUAAUAUUUAUAUUUGGUAUUAUAAUAUUUCCAAUCUCUCCAUUACUCUAAUCUGUAAAGGCACUUUGAAUAAAAUAGGUUCUAAAGGAAACAAUAUAGCUAAACAGUCAUUACACAGAGAUUAUGGUAAAUUUUAAUAAUUUUAAAACAUUACUCCUGAAGGCAUUCUUUUUCCCAAAGGGAAAUCUGUCUUUUUUCUCUUUAUGAAUUUUCCAUCUGGGAAGUUGGAAAAUAUUCUGGAAGAAAGCAAUGGCACAUCACUUCUGUAGCGUUGCCAAGAAAACUGUACAAAUCUCCAUGUGACCAGAAGAAAUCAAUUCUUAUUUGAGGUCAUCCUUACUUUAUUGGUUAUGCUGAUAAUUGCAGCCUUGGACAGAAAUCAAGGAAAAGGGAUGAUCUCAUGACUAUGGGGGACUGGAAUUUGCUGGGCAGCAUCUUAGAGGAAGUCCAUCUCCAUUCCACCAUAGUGGGCAAAAUCUGGCUCACCAUCCUUUUCAUCUUUCGCAUGUUGGUUCUCGGUGUGGCUGCUGAAGAAGUCUGGGAUGAUGAGCAAGAGGAGUUUGUUUGCAACACCGAGCAGCCAGGUUGCAACAACAUCUGCUAUGAUAAAGCUUUCCCCAUCUCCCUGAUCCGCUACUGGGUGCUCCAGGUCAUUUUUGUCUCGUCUCCUUCGCUUGUUUAUAUGGGCCACGCCAUUUAUAGACUGCAAGCCCUUGAGAAAGAGAGGCAGUGUAAGAAAGCUCACCUCAAAGAGCAGCUCAAAGAGAUAGACCCUAUUAUAGAAGAUCAUCGGAGAAUAGAGAGGCAGCUGAAGAAGCUGGAAGAACAAAAGAAAGCAAGCAAGCCUCCCUUGCAAGGGGCUUUGCUGUGGACCUAUAUCCUUCAUAUCUUGACCCGAUCAGUCUUAGAAGUGGGGUUUAUGGUGGGCCAGUAUUUUUUAUAUGGGUUUCAAAUGCAUCCACUGUAUAAGUGCACCCUUCCACCUUGCCCUAACACUGUGGAUUGCUUUGUGUCCAGACCAACAGAAAAAACAAUCUUCAUGGUCUUCAUGCAUAGCAUUGCAGCCGUUUCACUCUUUCUGAAUAUCUUGGAGAUUGUUUAUUUGGGGAUUAAGAAGAUUAGAAAUACCCUUUGCAGGAAGUCCAAGAAGAAGCUAAUGACGGCAGAAGAGGACGUUAUCUUUAAUUUCCCCAAGAAAAAUUCAAUGAUCCAGCAGAUUUGCAAACUGAGUGAUUCAUCCCACCAGGAUAGUUACAAAUUUAGGUCAGAGGAACAAGGGAGACUACCCGUUUCCUUGAAUCUUGAAGAAGGAUAUAUAUUUACUGAACAAAACCAGCACCCGGGCAAUGUGGAGCAACAGUGGCGCAGAAACUGCAGAAGCUGGCCCAGUCAGUAUCAAGAUCGACCACAUCCUUCUUAUGGGCAUCUCGGAUAUCCCAAUGGGAAUGGACAGCAUCAACACAGGCUGUUCCCCAGGCAUUAUACAAACUUCACGAGUCAGUGCCAUAACGAUGAGCAUCUGAUUGCGCCCUGCAGCACCGACAACAUUCCAGUGGAAGCAGGGCAGGCUGUCGACCUCUACAGAAAGCAUGACUCCAACACCUCAGAUGAAUCCAAGACCCUUCCACAUGCGUCUAAAAUUUCCAUAGUAUCCAACCCCAGGGAGAGCCCUCAAGCAACCUUUCGGAAGCAAAGCUGGGAAGUUGGCAGCAAGGACUUAGGAGAUGAUAAUGGCAGCUCUCCAAACACCAUGCCUUACCAGAACCACAACGCCAGCCUUUUACCCAGAAUGCUGUCCGAGAGCCAGCUGGAUAUCAACUCAGUGACCUCAGAUUCACAGAACGGUUCAGUCUUGGAAGCUAAAUGGCAAGAGGACCGCAGCCCUCCUAUCACGCAUUCAUUUUACUCCACAAGGGAACGCAGAAUGUCAAUGGCAAGUAAACCCAAGCAACCUUUCUGCUAUACUGAUAUAUUCUGCUAUACUAUAGUAAUGUGCUCUUAGAACUCUCUUCCAUCAUGAAAAAGUAAUACUAAUAUAACCGUGAUGUUACAGAGCAGCAAGAAUCUCCCUUGCCAUUAGCACAUCCUUGCCAAUAUGAAGCUGAAUUAUUUCCUACUUCUCCUCCGAUCUGAUAUGGAAGCACUUGAAGGCAGAUAUUUAAGAAUUCUAGAACUUCUGUUUUCUGGGCAGUUCUGUUGCAGUUCUCUGCUGCUGGCUGAGAUUGAGCCAUAAUUGUCUUGUUCAGGUUGCACUGUCUUCUCUCCUGCAUAAGCAGGAGAAGCUUCCGUGGACAUAAAAGAACAUUAUUUCCUCAGUGAAGACCAUAGAAGGGAGGGAUAACUUGAUUUGUAACACUGCCAUCUUCUUAUCCAGCUCAACAUGCAACUUCAAGACUCUGCUAAGACACAAAACUUCAAUAAAGAUGGGCGAAGAAAGAGGAGACUGCUUCCUUUCUUCCUGUCUCUGGACUUGAUGAAUAAACAAUGAAAGCUCCUCACUAGAACUUUCCAGCACUAUGUUGCAUGUUAACAAAGAUGUUUAAAUCCAACUUGGGUACUGUAUGUGCAGCUGUGUUUCUUCCCAGACCCGUCAAUGUACUAAUCUUAUAUUUUUCAAAGGGCUGUAAGUAUGACUUUGUUUCUUGGCGGCUUCCAAAUAUAUAGUUAUGGGCUCAACAGUUUUAAUUUUUUAAUGAGGGAAUACUCCUCCUGCUUGAGAGGAGGAGGGUGUUGUUUAUUCCAUCUACAAGAUUUCCAAAGAUGCAAUUGACAUUUUUUUUCUACUUUGGCGGCUUCCAGCAUAAGCACUUUCAUAGCCCUAUUUUGCU